AUUAAGGGACGGGACGGGCCCGGCUGAGCCGCCUGGAGUUGCGUUCCGUCACUGCUGCUGCCGCUGUCACCUUUCCUUCCGCGUCUCCAACGUUUCGCGCUCCACUACGCGGCUCUCCCGGGCUGUGCGCUGCGUGGAAUCCCGGCAGCCCCUCUCCACAGGACCCCCCAAAAGGGGAGAGCGAGACUUUUUAUUGCGGUCUCCCGGCACCCUUUUGCGCGCAGGAUGGAGACCCAAAGCGGGUGGCUCUUUUUCUGGGCGCCGCUUCUGCUGGUGCUGGUGGCACUGGCGCUGGAGCUCAGCCCGCGGGCCAAGUUCAGGGCGAAGAUAGGCUUCUACUGCGUCCUCUGCGUGGUUUGCUCCACCUUCACCGCCCCCGUCUGCCUCCUAUGGAACCGAGGAAGGACUGUCCACAACAUGACGAUCAUCAAAAAUGUUGUCCGUAGCUUCAAGUACUUAUAUGGGCUGAGGUUUGACAAGAAGGGCCUAGAGCACUUUGAGGUCGAGGGGCCCUGCGUCAUCGUCUCGAACCAUCAAAGCAUCUUGGACAUGAUAGGCUUGAUGGAGAUCCUCCCAGAACGCUGCGUCCAGAUCGCAAAGCGGGAGCUCCUCUACUUCGGCACGGUGGGCCUCAUCAUGUACCUGGGUGGUGUUAUCUUCAUCAACCGGAAGAGAACCAGCAACGCCAAGUCCGUGAUGGCCGGAGUGGGCCAAGCCAUGAUGAAAGACAAUGUCAAGGUGUGGAUCUAUCCAGAGGGUACCAGGAACGGGAGCGGGGAGUUGCUGCCAUUCAAGAAGGGAGCUUUUCAUCUUGCCAUUCAGACACAGGUCCCAGUAAUUCCUGUGGUGUAUUCCUCCUUCUUAUCAUUUUACAAUUCGGAGAAGAAUCUCUUUACGUCAGGCAGAAUCCAGGUUGAAGUCUUGCCCCCCAUCCCAACCCAGGGUCUGACUGCCAUGGACGUUGACGACCUCACCAACAGAUGUUACAGCAGCAUGAGGGCAACCUUCCUCAGGCUAUCGGGGAGGCCCAGUGAAGUCAACGGAGAGGCACCCAGCCUUGCACAGUGACAACUUUUUGAAGGCCCCAGUGCAAAAGAUGCACACCUUUCAAAAUGACCUGUUGCCAAAAAUGAAACUUUGUGGUGGUUCUUCUUUGCUUAGGAUGGAGGGGAAAAGUUUGCAAACUCUUCCUCAAAGUCCUAGGGAAAGGAAGACGCGGAAGGGAACGCCUCUGCGUAUGUCUAUCAUUAUCAUUCCUAUUCUCGUCUUCAGCUUCCCUUCCCCAGACCAGCCACCACCAACACACAGAUUAAACUCUCCAACUUGUU
Lacerta agilis (Sand lizard) is the source of this 1328-nucleotide messenger RNA. It is a transcript of the gene AGPAT2, whose product is annotated as 1-acylglycerol-3-phosphate O-acyltransferase 2. Gene Ontology annotation, molecular function: 1-acylglycerol-3-phosphate O-acyltransferase activity. Gene Ontology annotation, cellular component: endoplasmic reticulum; membrane. The record is from RefSeq and is a predicted model, not a curated record. The coding region runs from base 226 to 1068 and encodes 280 amino acids. Lineage: Eukaryota; Metazoa; Chordata; Lepidosauria; Squamata; Lacertidae. The transcript is spliced from 6 exons. Gene Ontology annotation, biological process: phosphatidic acid biosynthetic process.